Perca fluviatilis (European perch) is the source of this 3826-nucleotide messenger RNA. Its product is annotated as ankyrin repeat domain-containing protein 13C. Gene Ontology annotation, cellular component: cytoplasm. NCBI's taxonomy places the organism in Eukaryota, Metazoa, Chordata, Actinopteri, Perciformes, Percidae. The record is from RefSeq and is a predicted model, not a curated record. The transcript is spliced from 14 exons. Gene Ontology annotation, molecular function: protein binding. The coding region runs from base 348 to 1979 and encodes 543 amino acids.
AGAUAUCAGCCGAAUCGUACUAGCUAGUCUACUGCAUGGAUGUAUUAAGAGAACGGUCUCCUGGAGCUGCUUAUGUUGUGCAGCAACCAGCGACUGUUUUGAACGAUAGGAGGAGACUGAAGUGUUUGUUUUCAUAGUAAACCGGUGAACGGAAGCCGCUACUUGUUCGUCUUUGAAAACACUGUCGUUUGUACUUGUCCGUUGGAGGAUUAAGUGUGUUUAGCUACAUGUUGUGCAGUUUACAGUGUUUGCGUGAAUACAUCCAACUGGCGAAUCGCAUCAGUUCGCCCGGAGGGUCAUCGUCAGCGACGACACCCUCUGCUCCGUUAGCGUCAACUGUUUAGAAAAUGACCGGAGAGAAGAUCCGCUCCCUGCGCAAGGAUCACAGGCCGAGCAAGGACGAGGAUUUACUAGAGCCGGAUGAGGAGGCUGCAACCGGGACGUUCACCGCCUCCAAGACGAACAACAAGAGCAGAGCGAGUAAAAUCUUCAGCAAUCACAAGUUAAUCAAGUCUUCAUCCACACAGCAGCAGCAGCAGCAUAACCAGCAGUCGCAGGUUAAUGCUAACACCAACACACUGUCAACAUCGGAUGUCAUCGAUGACAACAACAAAAACCCCAUCAUCCGAACCGGGCAGGACUUUCCGGUGCAUGAAUGUGUGUUUAAAGGAGAUGUCCGACGCCUGUCUUCACUCAUACGGACGCAGAAUAUCGCGCAGAAAGACGUCCAUGGAAACACACCAUUGCAUCUCGCUGUCAUGAUGGGGCACAAAGAGUGUGCCCACCUGCUGCUGGCCCACAAUGCACCGGUGAAGGUGAAGAACGCUCAAGGAUGGAGCCCCCUUGCUGAGGCCAUUAGCUACGGAGACCGACAAAUGAUCACAGCACUGCUGAGGAAGCUGAAGCAACAGUCCAGGGAGACUGUGGAGGACAAGAGGCCCAAGCUGCUGAAAGCCCUGAAAGAACUUGGAGACUUUUACUUGGAGCUUCACUGGGACUUCCAAAGUUGGGUGCCUUUGCUCUCCAGAAUCCUGCCUUCAGAUGCCUGUAAGAUCUACAAGCAGGGCCUCAACAUCAGAUUGGACACUACCCUGAUAGACUUCACAGACAUGAAGUGUCAGCGCGGGGACCUCAGUUUCAUCUUCAACGGCAAUGCCAUCCCCUCAGAGUCUUUUGUUGUGCUGGACAACGAACAGAAAGUCUACCAGCGGAUACACCAUGAGGAGUCGGAGAUGGAGACAGAGGAGGAAGUGGACAUUCUGAUGAGCAGCGAUGUGUACUCCGCCACACUAUCCACCAAGUCCAUCACCUUCUCCAGGGCGCAGACCGGCUGGCUGUUCAGAGAGGACAAGACGGAGCGCGUGGGAAACUUUCUGGCAGAUUUCUACUCUGUGAACGGCCUGGUGCUCGAGUCCAGGAAGAGACGGGAGCACCUGAGCGAGGAGGAUAUCUUGAGGAACAAAGCCAUCAUGGAGAGCCUGAGUAAAGGAGGAAAUCUCAUAGAGCAGAACUUUGAGAGUAACCACCAGUCCAGUCCUGAAACUGUCCUGUCCUGCUGGAACCUUGGGCCGGCAAGGAGGCAAUCUCUAACUGCCCCUUCACCCAACACUAUAUCCUGGUUGGAAUACAUCACUGCUGACAAUGGAAAAGCUCCUCAUCUAGGAAGAGAGCUGGUCUGCAAAGAGAGCAAGAAAAACUUCAAAGCCACAAUAGCCAUGAGUCAAGACUUCCCUCUGGGCAUCGAAUCGUUAUUGAAUGUUCUGGAGGUGAUUGCACCCUUCAAGCACUUUAAUAAACUCCGGGAGUUUGUUCAGAUGAAGCUCCCCCCUGGCUUUCCUGUCAAACUGGACAUCCCUGUCUUCCCUACGAUCACAGCCACCGUGACGUUUCAGGAGUUUCGAUAUGAUGAGUUUGAUCAGUCCAUUUUUACCAUUCCCAACGACUAUAAAGAAGACCCUAGCCGCUUCCCUGACCUUUAACCUCUCGAGCUGGAACAGGAAACAAACGUGCAGCAAGACAACAUUAUGCUACAAAACCUAUAUUUCGAAUUACAAAAGGAAAAAUGGAGGGAAAAAAACAAACCGCAGUAAUUGUUCCUUCACAGUUUAUGGAUUUCCAUCGCCCAUCCCAACCCUGAACACAAACCGCAGCAAGACGACCCGAAUUGACAUACAGGACUAAAAUGGCGUCAUCAGAGCUUAGGGAGGCCAACUGUGACGGAGAGGUCGACAUAUCUUCAUAAUAACAAAGUGUUUGGAAACUCUUAGAUUUGGUUAAAUCCAGCAGCCGAGGCAGAAAGUGCAACUAACUUGGAGCUGAGAGUCUGAACCUCUCAUCAGUGAGAGGGCAUUGAAGUUAAAAUGAGUGACAGCGGAGUAAGUGACUUUUCUGUAUAUGGGCUAUGAGUAGAAGACAAACAACCAGUUCAGUCGAUACUAUGUAUUUAAAUAUGUAAGUAAUGUUCAUAAAGGGAAUGUCUUUAACUUACCUGUAGUAAAGCACUGAUAUUACUGUGUCAGACAGGGAGGAAUUCCACAAAAAAUUAAUUUUUUGGUGUCACUUAAAAUUUGCAAUACUAAAAACCAGUUUUGGAAGUUGCAUUUUGUUUAGGUCAGUUUUUGUAGAAUUCCUUAAAGUGUGCGCGUGCGUGCGUGCGUAAAAUUGAUUUUUAUGGGCAUGGAGUAGCAUCACUGAGCGUUCACGCACUAUUUAGAUCCACUACAGCCACUCGGCAUUCAGUUCAGAGUUUAUAAACACUCAUUUUGUGAUACUCAACCCUUAAUCCUGCAUUUGAAAUAUUAUGGUUUCGAGGCAAAGCUAGAAAUGCUGCAGUUUUUAACGGUACCACAAAGUUUUCUCUUUAGUUUCUUUUCUCAUUACUCACGUGUAAGUGAUGAUGUCUUUUGUUUCAUACUACACCUUUGUAACAAUGUAACAAACUGUACAAUCGUGCUGAAAGAAGAGAUCUGGGGAUUGUACAGGAAGUAGAUAUUAGGGAAUGAAUGACAUUCAUGCCAUUUUUACACUAUAACAAGAACCAGGCUUUCCCCCUGCACAGAAUGUAAAUACAUGUUUUAUGAGCUUUUGUCUUUUAUGUUCUCUUUUCUUAUUAUUUGUGCUGAUGAGUCUAAGAUGCCCUUUGCAAGAGGAAGAGUUGUGGAUUUUUUUUAAAUGUAUCAUCACAAGUUAAUUGAUUUGUAACACGGUGGCAGUUGCUAUUUUUGUACAUACUUGUAAUGUUUUAAAGGAAAAAUGAAUCUAAUAAUUCUUCUGUCAUUAUUUCCCUUUCGACUAUAUCUGAUAAACCUUUUGAACCCCCUCCAGAUGUGUUAAACAAAAAUUCACCUCUACAGGGUGAAAAGCACAAAGCACCAAGCUUCCUCCUGAAAUUAAGUCCAGGUGUUGACUGGAGGCUGGAAUUGUUAAACUCUUAGGUGUUGUGCUCAUGUUUGUUCGUUAACUUGCCUGGCUGCUACUGGACUUUAAAAUGAAGGUGUACUACACCGAUGUGGUGGCUCAAAGUGUUGUUAAAUCAAUUAGCUUUUUUUACAUCUAUAUUCAGUAUCAGUAUAACCAAAUACAGUACAUUUCAUUUUUCACAUUCCCUUCCUCCUUACGGCAAGCGCAGCUAACGUUAUUGGAAGUGUGCCUCCUCACUUUCAACGCUCUUCAUUUUAUUUCAUGCUCCUCCCUGUUUUCAGCUGCUUGAAUUUUCCAUGUUUUCAGUAGGGAAUUCAUCUACAUGUCCGUUGUACAGCAAACACUGUUGUAUACGUCUGCGACACUAUUUUCAUAUAAAAUGUAUUAAAAUAAAAAUUCCACAUAU